GUGAUUGCCGUAUGUUAGGCCGUAUGAGGAGAUGGGCGGGAAGAAGAAAUCUAAGAGUGGGAAAAUGGGAUUGGAGAAACGGGCAGUUGGGAUUGUUCAUGAAUUCUUGAGUUUGAUGGUGGAGAAGAUGGUGGAAGCGGAGAGGAUCAGCCAUUUUAGGAGAUGGUUUGGCAUUGAUUUGAACGUAAGGGAUUUGUUCUUGGUUCACCCUGGGAUGUUUUACUUGUCAACCAAGGGGAAGAAAGUCUUUUUAAGAGAAGCUUAUGAGAGGGGGUGCUUGAUUGAGCCGAACCCUGGGUAUAAUGCAAGGAGGAAGCUUCUUGAUCUAGUUCUUAUGGGACGUCGUGGUUUGCUCACCAACAAUUCAAAGUUGAGUGAGGCUGGUAGGAGCCAGGAGGAAGGAUGUCAAUAGGAGCAAAAUGAUUGAGAUAAUGCUUUUCAAGUGAAGAAUGCUGGUUUCAAAAUUAGGGUGAACCUCCUUAAUUGAAAUUGGCAGUGGCAUA
This is a messenger RNA of Camellia sinensis, 503 nucleotides long. The record is from RefSeq and is a predicted model, not a curated record. Lineage: Eukaryota; Viridiplantae; Streptophyta; Magnoliopsida; Ericales; Theaceae.